UGGUGCAGAAAACUCGGUUUCCCGGACCCACCCCGGAGUCCACCGUCUCAUAAGCUUCCGUCUUUAUUUUCCAUUUUCCACUGGCAACUCUUGCUCCUGAUGGUAAGGAAAACUCCGUCAUCUUUUUGGGUCUCCUCUGGCAGUGCCCUCUUUGCAAAGGAGGAAGCAGCAGCAGCGGAAGAAGUGAGCGAUGAAGAAGCUUAGAUGGGUAGCCGACGCCGGGUCGUGGGACGUGGACGUGUCGACGCCGGCGACUCUUGACGGCAUUGCUAAACCAAUUCCGGAUGGGUGCGGUCUUCCUUUAGGCCUUUCCAGGGGGUUGACACUCUCGAGGCCAAAGCAGCUGGAUUUCUUCCACCGCUUCAUGGCUCUUCCUCUCGUUCCUUCCUAUGCGGGCAGCCCUGAAUCCGGAGGCGACGGUCUUACUCUGCAGAGGGUGAUAACCUUGCCAUUUGGAGAGAACUGGUUUGCCACUAUCUUAGGCCAGAUUAAUAUACAGAAAUUGCUUUCUGCUGUGAAAGAAGGACAAAAACAGAACCCCAUGGAACCCAUCGGACCAAAGACAUUCUGGAGGUCCCUAAGUGAUAAAUCAUUGUAUGCUCUGAAUUUUUGUUCCGAAUUCUUGAUCACACCAAGUAGUUCUUUGCUGUUGAGCUCAGAGAUACACAAUGACAGUAAAGGUCGAUGGAGUAAGGCACUUUUUCAUUACAAGUUUCCACUACACAAUUUACUGCUGGAGAUGACGUGGCCGAAACUUUUCAUUGAUAAGGCUGGAACUUACUGGGAAGUGCCCAUGUCAAUGGCUGUUGACAUUGCUUCGGUUCCUUCUGAUUCUGGUUUAAGUUAUCAUUUGUGUGUGGAUCAUGCAAGUGGACUUCCCAAGCAACAUGGUGGGGUUGAGGUCUGCAGCAUGCCUCCUGGUUUCCCGUUCUUGUCAUGCAUAAAAGCUGCAUGUUCAUUUAAGAGGAAUGUUGAUAUUUGGAGAAAAAAAGACGGAAAACUGAAAAUGAUCCAGCCAUAUGAUGUAUUUCUGACUGAGCCCCAUAUUGAGGCAUCUGCAAGAAUUGGUGGCAUUCUCAAAGGUUAUUUUGGUGGUAGCUCUACAAUGGCACGUCUGAAGGAAAUGCUGAAAAGUAAAGACCUUGGAUUUCUUGCUAAAAGGAGGAACUCUCUUUUGUCUGUCGAUGCAUUUGCAUCACUUUCCUGUACACUUCAGUAUGGAAACUUUCAGAGGCUGUUUUUGGACCUUACUCGACUGUCGGCUUGUGCGGAGAUUUCUUCUGGUGCAUCACUUGUCUCUGGUGUUGCUCAUCUACUUGAUGAUUUCUACAAGAAGAAACAAAUAGAUAUGGAAGCAAUGUGUGUUGUUUUCCCUGAUAUUGUGUUUUCUUUCCAACAGCAGAUUGUGGGCCCUUUCAGUUUUCGAGUUGAUUCCACAGUCACGUUGGACCCCAGGUAUGGUUCUUGUGUGCCUCGUGUAAGUGACUCGGUCUAUGCUUUGGAGUAUGCCUUGCAAGUUCUUGGUUCAGCUAAAGCUGUUGCCUGGUACUCGACGAAACAGCGAGAAGCAAUGAUUGAGUUGAGAUUCUUUGAGCAUUAGGUAGUUGCUUUAGAUUUUGUCCUGUUGUGCCUGACCGAUUGAUCAAAAUCAAGGAGAAGAGAGCAAUCUUGCAUUAACAUGGUACUGAUGAUCUCUGGCACAUGAAUCAAGGAUGUGGUGCAAAAUGUCAUGGAACAGCAGCAGGAAGAAAUCGAAUAUAUUUUCCAUCUGUAUGUGCUGCUGGCAGAUUACCAGUUGCAUCAUUGACCACUGAAAAGUUCAGACGUGAGACAAAGGGUUCUGGAUGGUGUAUCAAAGAUGGAAUUCUCAGGGGGUUGCUGAAAAAAUUAGGAUUUAGGCAGUGGCUGGGGCCAAAGUAAUGGAGCUUGCUGAAAAGCCAACGUUUAGGGGAACAGGAAUCCACUGAUCUUGUGAAUGGUUGUCCAACUCUUCUUUAUGGGUAUGUGUUGACAUCUGCGACCAAAUUUACAAGCCAGAGCAGUAGACAUUGUUAACAUAUGUAAUCUCACUGGGAUCUUCACCUUCCAUUUUUAAUGAUACACGGUCACUGUUAUGAGCAUUAAUGAUUUACUACUUGUUUGCACCAUCA
Molecule: messenger RNA, 2150 nt
Organism: Nymphaea colorata (pocket water lily)
Lineage: Eukaryota; Viridiplantae; Streptophyta; Magnoliopsida; Nymphaeales; Nymphaeaceae
Product: protein TRIGALACTOSYLDIACYLGLYCEROL 4, chloroplastic
Exons: 5
Coding region: 191-1600 (469 amino acids)
Biological process (GO): ER to chloroplast lipid transport; acylglycerol transport
Cellular component (GO): chloroplast envelope
Molecular function (GO): phosphatidic acid binding
Source: RefSeq, a predicted model, not a curated record